AACUUAUAACUUAUUCGAUCCAAAACAUCAGCGAGUACCUUUCUAAUCCCUUCAAGUCAAAUUAAACACCAUAUUUGUUUGGUCAGAAAAUGGCUGACUACGGCACCGUGAAAAGGCCGUCCACCAUCUCCACACCAACACCUACUGAUGAUCCCCAUAAACCGAAAGAUUCAACCGGAAAAACGAGCAAGGACUUCAAGCUCUUCUGCUUCUUCAACAUCCCGGCGACCCCAGAAGCCGCUGCGGUUCGCGUCACCCGUAACUUUGGUUAUUUCGGAUCGUACUACACACUCUUGAUAUGGACCGUACUCUCCAUAACCCUAGUGCCUCAGCGCCAGAUGUCUCUAAUUUUCUUGGUGAUAAUGACUGCAGUGGGAUGCUCGUACCUUGCGCUGUUGAGGGUAGUGCCUGAUUCUCUGCUGCUGCACAAGACCGUCGAAGGGCGGUUGGUGCUGGUUCUGUUGGCCAUUGGGACGAUGAUUGAGCUCAUACUUACGUACGCAGCCGAACAUCUGUUUGUGACUUUAGCUUGUACGGUGCCAAUUAUUUUGGUUCAUGCAGUUUUUAGGGUUAGAGAUGAUGGUUUUGUUAAGGAAGAGGAUUGUGGUUUUGGUGAAUACGUUCCCCCCACAACAACCGAAGAACCCAAGUUGGCGGAUUCAGUUUGAAAAUUCUGUGGAUUUUAAUAAUGGUACUUGAGUUGAUCGAGUAACUUGUAGCUUUAGUUGGUAAGAGCAUUUUUCUUUGCACCUGAUGUCCUCCCUUCAAUUUCCAUCUGCCAAUGUCCCGCUUGUGUCGAAAGAUUAUGGUUGAGAUAUUUAUUUAACACAAAUAAAGACCUAUUUUUUGGUUUUAA
Messenger RNA from Pyrus x bretschneideri (Chinese white pear), 856 nucleotides. RefSeq lists its product as uncharacterized. The coding region runs from base 90 to 668 and encodes 192 amino acids. NCBI's taxonomy places the organism in Eukaryota, Viridiplantae, Streptophyta, Magnoliopsida, Rosales, Rosaceae. The record is from RefSeq and is a predicted model, not a curated record. The transcript has a single exon.